CACACAACACAUCUCCAACACAUCUUCACAAUACAACAUUAAUGGAGUCUUCUCGAGGGUUUUCCUUUCUAGCCUUCAUCGCAAUUCUUGCCUGCUUUGCUUUUCUAGCUUCAGCUGAACUUCACGUCCGUGAAUUUGUGAUCCAGCCAAAACCAGUGAAGAGGCUGUGCAGAACUCACGAAAGCAUCACCGUGAAUGGCCAGUUUCCUGGUCCAACGCUUGAGGUCAGGAACGGUGACUCUCUCGCAAUCACCGUCAUCAACAAAGCUCGUUACAACAUUAGCAUUCACUGGCAUGGAAUCAGACAGCUGCGGAAUCCGUGGGCUGAUGGUCCCGAGUACAUAACACAAUGUCCAAUCCGUCCAGGACAAAGCUACACUUACAGAUUCACAAUCGAAGACCAAGAAGGUACUCUUUGGUGGCACGCUCAUAGCCGGUGGCUAAGAGCCACCGUCUAUGGUGCUCUCAUCAUUUACCCUCGUCUUGGGUCUCCUUAUCCAUUCCAUAUGCCCAAACGUGACAUCCCAAUCCUUCUUGGGGAAUGGUGGGAUAGAAACCCAAUGGACGUUUUGAGACAAGCACAGUUCACAGGAGCUGCAGCUAAUGUCUCUGACGCUUACACAAUCAACGGCCAACCAGGGGAUCUCUACCGCUGCUCUCGGUCCGAGACCGUUCGUUUCCCGAUCUUCCCCGGUGAGACGGUCCAGCUCCGUAUCAUCAACGCUGGAUUGAACCAAGAGCUCUUCUUCGCUGUUGCCAACCACCAGCUCACUGUGGUUGAAACCGACUCCGCCUACACUAAACCAUUCACCACAAGUGUCAUCAUGAUCGGUCCGGGCCAAACCACUAACGUCCUUCUCACCGCAAACCAACGACCUGGCCGUUACUACAUGGCAGCUCGUGCCUACAACAGCGCAAACGCACCAUUCGACAACACAACCACAACCGCUAUCUUAGAGUAUGUCAACGCUCCAACUCGACGUGGUCGCGGCCGUGGCCGUGGCCAGAUUUCUCCGGUUUUCCCGGUUCUUCCGGGGUUCAACGACACUGCAACCGCAACUGCUUUCACAAACCGUCUGCGGUACUGGAAACGAGCUCCAGUACCGCUUCAGGUCGACGAGAAUCUCUUUUUCACCGUCGGUUUGGGACUGAUCAACUGCUCCAACCCCAACAGUCCACGCUGUCAAGGUCCUAACGGGACCAGGUUCGCGGCCAGCAUAAACAACCAGUCCUUCGUGUUACCACGAAGAAACUCCAUCAUGCAGGCUUAUUACCAAGGCAUGCCAGGUAUAUUCACGACCGAUUUCCCGCCUGUUCCACCGGUGCAAUUUGAUUACACCGGGAACGUUAGCCGUGGGCUAUGGCAGCCCGUGAAGGGAACUAAAGCGUACAAGCUUAAGUACAAGGCUAAUGUUCAGAUUGUGUUACAAGACACAAGCAUUGUCACGCCUGAGAAUCAUCCUAUGCACUUACACGGGUACCAAUUCUAUGUUGUCGGGUCUGGUUUCGGCAACUUUAACCCGAGAACUGACCCGGCUCGGUUUAACCUGUUUGACCCACCGGAGAGGAACACCAUUGGUACACCUCCAGGUGGUUGGGUUGCUAUCCGGUUCCAGGCUGAUAAUCCAGGAGCAUGGUUUAUGCAUUGUCACAUUGAUUCGCAUUUGGGAUGGGGUUUAGCGAUGGUUUUCUUGGUUGAGAACGGACGUGGACAGUUGCAAUCUGUGCAGGCUCCACCGUUGGAUCUUCCAAGAUGCUAAUAAAUGUUAUAACGUUUGUUCUAAGGUCUUGUGGGAUUAUGUUUUGCUUUAUUUUAAUCAGAAAGGCUUUUGGGAUCUUUGAACCUGUGUUGUGGUUAAAAGUUGUUCAUCUUUUGGUUUCCAUCUACUCUUUCUUGUUACUUUCUCGUAAUAGAGUGUCUUGAUUUAUCCAAUUUAAAGAUUAUCAAUGAAAAGCUUAUGUUGCAAU
Messenger RNA from Eruca vesicaria subsp. sativa (arugula), 1968 nucleotides. The record is from the annotation of a GenBank genome assembly. NCBI's taxonomy places the organism in Eukaryota, Viridiplantae, Streptophyta, Magnoliopsida, Brassicales, Brassicaceae.